This is a messenger RNA of Rhododendron vialii, 921 nucleotides long. Its product is annotated as pectinesterase inhibitor 6. Gene Ontology annotation, molecular function: enzyme inhibitor activity. Bases 139 to 726 code for a protein of 195 amino acids. NCBI's taxonomy places the organism in Eukaryota, Viridiplantae, Streptophyta, Magnoliopsida, Ericales, Ericaceae. The record is from RefSeq and is a predicted model, not a curated record. Gene Ontology annotation, biological process: negative regulation of catalytic activity. The transcript has a single exon.
AACGAACUCCUACUACGCAAAAAGCUCCAAAUCCUUUUGCCACCUCACUUGAAAUCCCUUCUUUAAAGGCUCACCCCUCGACCCAUUUUCUUCACAAAAAACACUUCUCUCCAAUCCUCUUGUAGUACCAAAAUAAAAAUGCCACGAAAUAGCCUUUUUCUACGCCUCAUAUGGCUCCUUGUUUGGCUACCACUCAUAUGCCAAUCGGUAUCUGGUCACGACGCUUAUGUUCGAGUCGCGUGUAGCGUGACCCGGUACAAAGACCUUUGCAUCCACUCGCUCGCUCCGUUUUCACUCGCAGCCAAACGGAGCCCUAGCAAAUGGGCCCGGGCCGGGGUGGCCGUCACAAUAACAGAAGCCAAGAUUGUCUCCCAAUUCUUAGUGGACUUAAACAGGAACAGGACUAUGAGGGGAAGAAACAGGGGGGCCCUGUUGGAUUGCGUCGAGUGCUUGUCGGACGCGAUCGACAACCUUCACGGGGCGCUUGGGGUACUUAGGAAUCUGAGCGGAACGACGUUUGAGGAUCAGAUGGAGGAUCUGACAACGUGGUUAAGCGCCGCAAUGACCGACCAAGGGACUUGCUUGGACGGGUUCGAAGGGGGAAAAGGAACACAAGUUGAGUUGCUGAGGAAUAAGGUUUCGGUUGUGACUUGCGUUACGAGUAAUGCUCUGGCUCUUGUUAUCAAACUCGCAACCGCUGGUCCGGAAAGCCUAAUGGAACCGUAACCCGAAUGUGACUUUUGUCUCUCUUUCUUUUCAUUUCUGCCUUUCUAAUUGCAGUUCUCUACUAAAUAAGACUUCGUAUGUGAAAGCUGGGAGAAACUAGUAAAGCAUAGUUGUUCCCUCCGAAUGUGAUUGAUUGUGUGUAAUAGUUAAGCCCAUAACAACUUGGAACUAUUCAGUAUCCUUUUUCUGCUUGCA